AUGCCCGACGAAAAAUCCCAAUACACUCCCCUCCCAAGCUACGAAAGCGCCUCUGCUCAACACGGCGCGCUCCCCAACCGUCCCGCAUCCCAAUCUAUAUCCACCGGCAAAGGACCUUUACCGCGGGGCCCCUUUCCGCUGGACAUUCCUCUUUUACAAGAAUUAAAAGGAAAACGGAUUAUUCUUGCAUCUGCGAGUCCGAGGCGGAAACAGAUAUUGGCUUCUAUCGGUCUCACCAACCUCGAAAUCAUUCCCUCCCCCCUCCCGGAAAACCUCUCCAAAGAACACCUCGGUCCCUUCGACUACGUGCUGCAAACCGCCAUCCAAAAAGCCCUCUCGGUAUACACCCACUGUCUUAACAAUUCCCUCGCCAGCAUCCCCGACCCCUCUCUGAUCAUCGCCGCCGACACCAUAAUCGUCACCAACUCCGGUGCCAUCCUCGAGAAACCCCGGUCGCAAGCCGACCACAUCCGGAUGUUGCAACGACUCCGCGACGAAAAAUCCCACAAAGUGUUUACCGCCAUCGCGAUUGUCGCGCCGCGGGAAGACGCGCGGUAUCCAGGAUACAAUUGCGAGAAUGAGGUCGUGGAAACGAAAGUCGUGUUUGAUGCGGAGAUGGGGGAUGAAUUGAUCGAGGCGUAUGUGAAGACGCGGGAGGGAGUCGACAAGGCGGGCGGAUAUGCGAUCCAGGGGAUGGGCGCGAUGUUGGUGGAGAGGAUAGAGGGGAGUUGGGAUAAUGUGGUCGGACUGCCUAUUCGGAAUGCGGUGGCGUUGAUGGAGAAGGCGGUGUUUGAUCAGGAGGAUUUGGAUCCAGAGGAGAAUGAGGAGGGGAGUGAGUAG
Messenger RNA from Botrytis porri, 840 nucleotides. RefSeq lists its product as uncharacterized. Gene Ontology annotation, molecular function: nucleoside triphosphate diphosphatase activity. The coding region runs from base 1 to 840 and encodes 279 amino acids. The transcript is spliced from 2 exons. The record is from RefSeq and is a predicted model, not a curated record. NCBI's taxonomy places the organism in Eukaryota, Fungi, Ascomycota, Leotiomycetes, Helotiales, Sclerotiniaceae.